AAUUGUUGAUACAAGCAUGCCGAGAAUACAUGCGAUGCCACAUCGGAAGCACAGUUGGUGACCGAAUGGCGUCAGACGACAUUGCCCAGCUCACCGAUGCGCUGGCCAAAACGCAUGUAGGUGAUGGAGAGCUCAGCUACAAGGGACAAGGUCUGAAACUGGACAAUGCAGAGUCUGUAUCUGAGAUGGUAAGUGCCAUUGAGGCCUACCAAGGACUGCGUGCCCUCAGACUUGAAGGGAAUACUGUUGGAGUCGCGGCAGCAGAGGCGAUUGCCAAGGCUCUGGAGAAGAAAAGUGAAUUGCAGAGAUGUAACUGGAGUGACAUGUUUACAGGCCGUCUAAGAUCAGAAAUCCCUUCUGCCCUGAGGUCGUUAGGCAGUGCCUUGAUGGCGUCAGGUGCCAGGCUCAUCACCCUGGACCUGAGUGACAAUGCCUUUGGGCCAGACGGCGUGAAGGGUAUCGAGAACCUUCUGAAGAGCCCCGCUUGUUACAGCCUUUGUGAACUGAAGCUCAACAACUGUGGAAUGGGCAUAGGAGGAGGCAAGAUCUUGGCAGAUGCCCUGACUCAGUGCUAUCAGAAGUCCAAAGAGAGUGGUGCCCCCCUGAGGCUAAAGGUGUUCAUUGCUGGCAGGAACCGCUUGGAGAAUGAGGGUGCCACCGCACUGGCCAAGGCUUUCCAGUUGAUUGGUAGUCUUGAGGAAGUACACAUGCCUCAAAAUGGGAUCAACCAUCAAGGCAUAACGGCGUUGGCUGGAGCCAUGAAGCACAAUGCUGACUUGCGAGUGCUGAACCUCAAUGACAACACCUUCACCAAGAAAGGAGCGCUGGCAAUGGCUGAGGCCCUCAGACAUCUCCGCAGCGUGCAAGUCAUCAACUUUGGAGACUGUCUGGUGCGCUCCGAAGGUGCCAUCGCCAUCGCUGCUGUGCUGAAGGAGGGACUACCCAUCCUCAAGGAGCUUAACCUGGCCUUUGGGGAGCUGACAGAGGCUGCGGCACUCGUGGUGGCCAGAGCUGUGAAAGAGAAAACCCACAUGGAGAAGCUGGAUCUCAAUGGUAACUGCUUUGGUGAAGAGGGAUGCGAAAGGGUCCGAGAGGCAAUGGAGAGCAUGAACAUGACAGACAUGUUGGGCUCACUCAGUGAUGAUGAGGGUGACCCGGAUGAAGACGAGGACGAGGAUGGUGACGAUGACGACGAUGAUGAUGAAGAUGAGGGUUGUGAGGAAGAGGAGUAUGAGGAAGAAUAUGAGGAGGAAGAGAAUAGUCUGGACGGAUCAAGCGGCAGUGGCAGUGACGGGAGUCCAGUGAAGGAUUCAGAGAAUGCGCCGUCUUCCUGCAGUCGAGACUUCAAGGACUUCCUCUCCUCACCCUCUGCACAGAAGCUUCUAGACCUAGGAGCCAAAAGGACUGUCCUCAUCGAACAGAAGGUGGAUUACUCGGAUUCUAUGAAGACUGCAGAUGCAUUUUUGAAGAUUUCCUCUAUUUACAAAGAUGAUCCUGAAGUGAAGCAAGCAGUUCUGGACAGCACAGAUGUGCUGAUGAAGAAGGCCUUGUCUGGCUCGUGCUUCCAGUCUCACAACUUCCUCUCUUCCCUGCUGGUGAUGCUGGGAGUGCUCAAGGGAGAUGGGAAGAUACAGAAGGUGUGUGUAGUGCCCGGUCACCUCCUGGCUCUCGCCCAUGCUGUCGGCCAAGAAUACUUUUCUCUGGACUACGCACACAUGCUCCAGGACUUUGUGUCAAAAGGUGGCAAAGCCUUAUCCAGCUGCAGCAGUGCCAGAAGUGCCCUGCAGGAGGCACUGGACCAAAAGACUGACGCCUAAAGCCAGACCCCGGAGCACAAAAAGCCCCAUUGGCGCCACCAUGAGGAAACCCAACCCACUGGACUGCAAACACAUCUCAGAGCAAUCUGCCUAAACGCAACAAUUUUUUAAACAAAAAAGAAAAGAUAUUUUCUAAGAGCUCUCUGAGAUUCUGUAUGGUUUAUUUCAUAGGAAUGUAGCACUGUGUAGUCGGGAGUUUAUUGUUAUCAAGGAUCUGUUUUUGCACCUCAACUCAAAGCCUCCUGCAGACCCGUGGAGGUUAAAUGCUCUCACGUUAAAACAAACAUCAUCAUGUAGGCUUAUGCCUGGAUUCAGAGUGUUUACUCUGGCUUGACUUUUUCAUUUCACCGAUACGAUUUCAAUCAAAGUGUCUUUCGGAGCUGUGUCAAAUUCAGGUCGCCUGCUCAUCUGUUUGUGUAAGAGUUUAGAAACAGACUGAAAACUGGGAUGAGAUAGAUGACUGCAAAGUGCCUAAUCCAUGUGUUAACUAGUGGUGUCAACAAUAAUCGAUUCGGCAAUGCAUCGCAAUGCAGGGCACGACAAUUCAAUAAUCGAUUCGGCAAGUGCCAUAAUCGAUGCAGCAUAUUUAGUUUCAAUUACUUGCCAAUUACUUAUCCAAUUACUUUGGAUAUAUCUGGAGCAAAUGAAUGUUUAAUUAAAUUAAAUGACUUGAAAACUGCAAGACCGAUACAGAACACAGCCAAUUCAAUAUGGUUUAGUAUGUGACUGCAUGCAUUGCCUCAUGACUGAUGAAAAAUUUGCCUUGGAUUGAAUCGAAUUAUUACCUCUAGAUUCAUAAUCGAAUCGUGAGGGCAGAGCCAAUGCACACCACUAGUGUUAACAUGUCAACUGACAGUGAAGUCAGGAAAGUUUUGAGUGUAAUCAACAAUACAGGUCUGUCUUAUUUUUUUUAAAUGGGAAUGUAUAUUUUUAUAGUGAAAGGGGAAAAAUAAUAAAAACCUAACAUUAACAUAUACAGUAUGGUAAACAGGGAAGACAAAACGUCAAGGUGACUACUAACCAUUUUGCAUUAUGUUUUAUGUCAUGCAGCACUUUUUACACAUUCCGUGGUUUACCCUUUUAUUUUCAAAUAAUUAUGUAUAUGUACAUAUUAAUUUGGAAAAGCAUUUGAAAAAUCAACAUGUACUCAGGUCAGGUGAUCAAUCUAAGCUUAUAGGCAUUUCAAGACAUUUACCACAUUUGGAUCUUAGAGUCUGUCAUCUAUUCUUGAGAUGUAGCCAAACUUAUGCCUGUGUGGACAUUAUCACAAUCAAGCUCAUACCAUAAUUGAUGCAUGGUGAAUUGAACUUGUGGAUUAUGUUUGUGGUUAUGUAUGGACGUUAAUAUUGUCAGUACCUCUUAAUUAAAUUGAUACGAACAUCAUUAAA
Messenger RNA from Engraulis encrasicolus (European anchovy), 3205 nucleotides. RefSeq names its product Ran GTPase activating protein 1b (gene rangap1b). Gene Ontology annotation, cellular component: perinuclear region of cytoplasm; nucleus; cytosol. NCBI's taxonomy places the organism in Eukaryota, Metazoa, Chordata, Actinopteri, Clupeiformes, Engraulidae. Gene Ontology annotation, molecular function: GTPase activator activity; small GTPase binding. The transcript is spliced from 16 exons. Gene Ontology annotation, biological process: activation of GTPase activity; signal transduction; nucleocytoplasmic transport. The record is from RefSeq and is a predicted model, not a curated record. Bases 30 to 1817 code for a protein of 595 amino acids.